AUGGAACCAAUUUGUCCCACGUGGGAAGACUUCCAGAGCUUCAACGGCUUUGUCAAGCACACUCCCAAGAUCCUACUGAGCUUUUUCUUCGUCAAUCCUCCUCAAGAGUGGAAAAAAUUAAUGACGAACAGCAGUGAAGCCUUGCAAAGGUUCACUUUCACACCCCGCACUGUGACAUUACAACCCAACAGAGAACACAGCGGUUUCCAAGUCAUGACUGCAAGGCAUUUGAGUCACGAAACAGUUAGUGAAUUCCGAGAAAGAUGCGCAAAGCAGUAUGACACCCCUAUUUUCAAGACUUGCCAGGAAUUUCUCGAAAACAGCCCCUGCAAAGCAGAGAUGGGAGUUGACUUACGGUUCAAGCUGUAUCCUCCCAGCCUCAAAGUGUGGAACUUGGAAUGUUUGGGUGAUCCUAUGUCCAACGCCCAAAAACAGGAAAGAAACAUCCCAGGGGUGACAUCACCGUUCUUGACCAUUGCUUCCUCUGGGGCACCCUUCGCCCUGAGGACCGAAAAACACAACCUUGGCUCAAUUUAUUACCUUCAUGAAGGAGAACCAAGAGAAUGGUAA
Molecule: messenger RNA, 570 nt
Organism: Thrips palmi
Lineage: Eukaryota; Metazoa; Arthropoda; Insecta; Thysanoptera; Thripidae
Product: lysine-specific demethylase 4D-like
Exons: 4
Coding region: 1-570 (189 amino acids)
Biological process (GO): chromatin remodeling
Cellular component (GO): nucleus
Molecular function (GO): histone demethylase activity
Source: RefSeq, a predicted model, not a curated record